AUGCUUUUUAUCACCUUAGUCGUAAAUGUCCUCAUCCAUCUCAUCUGCGACGAGCUCGUCGACAGCAUCGUCCGAAUCCAUGUCAUCGUCGUCCGUGUUGAGCUCGCUGUCCUGGUGGUUGGGCAGGACAACCAGUCUGCCGUUGAUGAGCUCGACGCGAGCGGUCUCGCCAUCGCGAACGUUGCCCCGCAGGAUCAGGAUGGCCAGCUUGUUGAGGACCUCCUUCUCGAUCAGGCGGGACAGUGGACGAGCACCGUAGGCGGGCGAGUAGCCGGCGUUGCCGAGGUAGUCCUUGGCCUCGUCCGACACGUCGAUGAUGACCUUGCGGUUGUUGUCCUCCAGCCGCUUCUGGAUCUCCUGCAGACGGAUGUCGACAAUCUUGCGGAUCUCGCGGCGGGUGAGACGGUUGAAGAUGACGGUCGAGUUGAUACGGUUGAGGAACUCGGGCAAGAAAUAACUGCGGAGCGCGUUCAUGACAAGCUCGCGGGUCGUCGGGUCGACCUUGCCCUCACGGUUGGUGGACUUGGUGAGGUACUCGGCACCCAAGUUGGACGUCAUGACGACGAUGCAGUUCUUGGCGUCGACAAUACGACCUUGGCCGUCGGUGAUACGGCCGUCGUCCAUGAGCUGGAGGAGGACGGUGAGUACCUCCUUGGCAGCCUUCUCCACCUCAUCGAAGAGGAGGAUGGAGAAAGGCUUGCGGCGGAGGGCCUCGGUGAGCUGACCACCGGCAUCGUGGCCGACGUAUCCCGGGGGAGCACCAAUCAUCCUGCUAAGAGCAUGUCUCUCCUGGUACUCGGACAUGUCGAAGCGGAUCAUGGCCUUGGGGUCGUCGAAGAGGAACUCGGCAAGGGCCUUGGUCAGGAGAGUCUUACCGGUACCAGAGGGACCGCAGAACAGGAAGCUGGGUGGCUGGUUGGGGUUGCUGAGACCAGACCGCUGAAGGCGGAUGGCGUUGGAAACGGCCUGGACGGCUUCCUUCUGGCCGACGACGACCUUGCCGAGAACCUUCUCCAUGUUGACAAGCUUCUCCUUUUCACUCGUCUUGAGGCGAGUGACAGGGAUACCAGUCCAGCGGGACACGAUCUCGUUGAUGUGGUCGGCGGUGACCACAUCGGUAACCAUAGCGUUGUGGUCCUGGCCGGUGGCGUUGAGAGCAGCGUCGGCGGCGGCCUUCUUGGCCUCGAGCUCCUUGAUGACCGCGCGCUGCUCGGGGAUGGCGCCGUACUGAAGGUCGGCAGCCUUGGCAUGGUUACCGGCGUUUGCGGCAUCCUCAAGACGCUUCUCGAGCUCGUCGAGCUUCGUCUUUGCCAAGUGGAUCUCCUCGCCUCUCUUGAUCUCGCUGAGGUACUUUUGGCGGAGAGGUUCCAACUCCUCCUCGACGUUCUUGGCAUCCUUUCUCGCCUGGAUCAGGCGAGUCUGGGAAGCCUCGUCCUUCUCCUUCUCCAAAGCGGCAAUCUCGAUCAUGAUCUGACGGAGCUUGCGCUCGAGAGAGUCGAUGAUUUCGGGUUGAGACUCUCUUGCGACUCUGACAGCGGCGGCGGCCUCAUCGACCAGGUCGAUGGCCGAGUCGGGAAGUCUCCUGGAAGUGAGGUAGCGUCCAGCAAGGUUGGCGGCUGCUACCAAGGCGUUGUCGAGAAUCGUGACGCGGUGGUGUCUGUCGUAUCGCUCCUUGAGACCACGGAGAAUGGAAAUGGUCUCGCCGAUGCUGGGUUCCUUUACAAGGACCUGCUGGAAACGACGCUCGAAAGCAGCAUCCUUCUCAACAUACUUGCGCAAGUGGAUCUCGUCGACGAAGAGGACAAUCAUCUCCUUGGAGUCCUCAAUCUCCUUCAGAACACCCUUCAUCCUCUCCUCAAACUCUCCGCGGUACUUGCUUCCGGCCACCAAGGCGCCGACGUCAAGCGACAGCAGCUUGCAGGCCUUGAGGUUGUCGGGCACAUCGCGGUUGACGAUGCGCUGGGCGAGACCCUCGACGACGGUAGUCUUACCGACACCGGGCUCACCAAUGAGGACGGGGUUGUUCUUCGUCCGGCGGGACAAGAUCCGUACAACUCUCCGGAUCUCCUCCUCGCGGCCAAUGACCGGGUCCAUGUUCUUGUCUCGGGCCAAGGCCGUCAUGUCGAUGGUGAACUUGGCAAGGUUCUCGUGCUCCUCCUCGGUGUCAGCAUUCUUGCUGUCCACCCGCUUCGUGCCGCGAAUCUGGGUGACGGCAUCGUGCACAAGCUUCGCCUUAGGGAUGUUCGCCUCCUUCAGACAGGUCUGUAUCGUGUGGUCUUCGGCAAGAGCUUGGAUGAGGUGGUCGAUAGCGAUGAAGCUGUCCUUUUGCGUCUUCUGCAGUUCCUGAGCCUUGCGGAGGACGGCGUGGAAGGUGGGCGCCACGGAGACCUGGUCUGGUGGCGGGUCUUGGCUCGGCAGACGCACCAGUGUCUUCUUGAGUGCUCUGUCGAAAGCUUGAGGGUCGCCGUGUGCGCGCUCGAUAACCUGCCGGAACAUUGA
Colletotrichum spaethianum is the source of this 2499-nucleotide messenger RNA. RefSeq lists its product as uncharacterized. The record is from RefSeq and is a predicted model, not a curated record. Bases 1 to 2499 code for a protein of 832 amino acids. NCBI's taxonomy places the organism in Eukaryota, Fungi, Ascomycota, Sordariomycetes, Glomerellales, Glomerellaceae. The transcript is spliced from 3 exons.